UGCAUUUGUUUUGCAGGGUCCCAAAUCAGAAUGUAAGAAGUUCAGAUAUGGUGUUCCAGAGUACAUGGACCAUCUUGAGGAGAUAUUCCAUGAGGUUGUAGUAGAUGGGUCUACCUCCUUCAUACCAGGAGAAGAAGAUGAAGAACCUGAAGAAGAAGAUGAAGAACCUGAAGAAGAAGAUGAAGAGCUUCCUGGAGAGCAGGGGUUCCCUGCUGAUUAUGAUGACAGCCCUGGUAGUACUAAUAGCAGAAAGAGGCUUAGUAGCAACAGCACUAGGUCCACUGCCUCAAGUCCUGGAAAGAAGUCCAAGAGUCCUAUGGUUCAGGUUAUGGACAAGAUGUUGAAUAAAUGGGCUGAGUCUGAUUCUAGGCACCAGAAGAUACUGAAGAAGAAGGUGGAUGUCAAAGCUAGCAAGGAGAUGCAGGAAAGAGCAGAGUUGAAGAAGUGUCAACAAUUGGCCAUAGAAUGUGGUGCUGCAGCUGAUAGUGUAGAGUACUAUGCUUGCCUGAGCAUUUUUAAAGAUGGAUUGCACAGGGAGUUCUUCUGCAAUAUCCCAAGUCCUGAAGCUAGGCUGGUUUUCCUGAAGAGAUGGUGCGAGGAACACAAUAUGUACUAGUUUAGGGCCUGUUGAACUAAGAUGUUUGCUAGUUUAGGGCCUGUUGAAGAGACAGGUCUAAGAGAUGUUUGCUAGUGUGUUUGAAAUGAGACUGAUUGCACUGAGUUGGUCCAACUGAGUUGUUUGAACUGUGAACCAUGUUGUUUGAAUCAAAUUAGUAGUUGGUUGAAUUGAGUAUCUGUUGAACUGUGAACCAUGUUGUUUGAAUAAAAUAAGUAGUUGGUUGAACUGAGUUGUUUGAACUGUGUCUGAUAUGCAAACCUAAAUGAGUACUAACCUUUUGCAUUGUUUAUGAUUUAGGAUGCUAGUUCUUCAACUGAGUUGUCAAGUGAUGAUGAGGAUAAUCAUAUUAUGGAAGAAUCAUCUAGUGAAGAUGAAACUAUGGAGCUCAUAUUGCACUGUCGUAAGAGGAAUCGGGAGUUCGUCCAAAUGAUGUUAACACUCGGUAUGUACUACGAAUCUUACAUACACAAAGCUCCAAGGAGGGUUGCAUCAGUGACGGGCAUUGAAUGGGUAACAGAAACAUUAUCAAAUCCGACCUCUUGUUAUAACAUGUUUAGGAUGAGUUGCCCAUUAUUUAAUCAACUUCAUGAUCUAUUAGUUGACUCAUAUGGUUUGAGAGCCACUCGAGAUAUGUCAACAGUGGAGGCCUUAGGAAUGUUCCUAUGGAUAUUAGGUGCACCGCAGUCACUUAGGCAAGUUGAGGAUCGAUUUGUGAGGUCGUUGGAGACAAUAAGCCGUACGUUCGACAAAGUGUUAGGCACUGUUCUUAAGCUAGCAGUACAUAAUAUUAGGCCACAGGACCCUGAAUUUAAGACGGUGCACAAGAGAUUACUCAACCCUCGGUUUGCUCCGUAUUUCAACAACUGUAUUGGAGCUAUUGAUGGGACACACGUUCCAGUCGUGGUGCCAAGUGAAAAGGUCAUGCAAUAUACAAACAGGCACGGGUAUACCUCACAGAAUGUGUUAGCUAUUUGUGACUUCGACAUGAGGUUUACAUUUGUUGUUAGUGGAUGGCCAGGAUCGGUCCAUGAUAUGAGAGUGUUCAGUGAUGCCAUAGAAAAAUACGGUGACAAGUUUCCACAUCCUCCUACAGGCAAGUUUUACCUUGUUGAUUCGGGGUAUCCAAACCGUCCCGGUUACCUAUCACCUUACAAGGGUACGAAGUACCAUCUACCGGAGUUUCGUAAUGGUCCAAUGCCCAGAGGUAUGCAAGAGACCUUUAAUUAUGCACAUUCAUCCCUUAGAAAUGUUAUCGAGAGGUCAUUCGGAGUUUUGAAGAUGAAGUGGAGGAUACUGAUGGGUAUACCAAGUUUUCCAAUGCACAAGCAAAGCAAAAUUAUUGUGGCUUGCAUGGCAAUUCACAAUUUUAUCCGAGAGAAUAGUGUUGCCGAUAGGGAAUUUGAUUUGUACGAUUGUGAUGAAAAUGGUGUCCCAAUGCCCGGAACUUCAAACCGCGGAGGAGGUGAGACAAGUACCCAAGUAGAAGAAGAAGAUAGCAACAUGAAUGCAUUUCGAGAUGAAAUAGCUCAUGCCUUGUACAAUAGGUCUAGAUAAAUUGAUUUCAAUGUUGUAAUGAUAAUGUAUUUGUAGUUUAAUUUUGGAGUUGUUGGACAUUGUAAUAGACAUAAAAUUCCCUUCUUA
Molecule: messenger RNA, 2260 nt
Organism: Setaria italica (foxtail millet)
Lineage: Eukaryota; Viridiplantae; Streptophyta; Magnoliopsida; Poales; Poaceae
Product: protein ALP1-like
Exons: 2
Coding region: 65-616 (183 amino acids)
Source: RefSeq, a predicted model, not a curated record